AUUAAUAAUUAAAAAUGGUAUCUGUGGAAACAAUUGGAUCAAUAUUCAUCAAGUGUGCCAAAUUGGUCUUGAACUUGAUUAUCAUUAUUCUCUACCGAAUUGGUGAUGGUGGUGAAUUCUUGGGCAUUGGUGGAACUUGGAACCUCAACGAAGAAAAAAGUCCAGAUUGUGAAAUUGUUGCAUCUGGUGUUUUUGUUGGAUUCUUUAUUUACACAGCAGUUCAUUUGAUUGCCUAUUCAUUUGGAACAACUAAACAUAAGCGUGAAUUAUCCGACACAAUCAUGAAUGUUGUUGGUACUUUCAUGUGGAUCGCAGUUGGCGGUACUGCACUUCACUACUGGAAAGGUUACAUGUCUGAUCAAGGAUUUUUGUAUGUAGCAUCUGAAAGACAAGUUGGUAUUGCAAUGGGAUCACUUUGUGUCAUCACUGGAGCUCUUUAUCUAGCCGAUACAGUUUUAGCUUUUGUACAUUUUGCGAAAGGUGAUUCAGAUUAUCAAUAAAAAUAAAUCAGCCAAUCAAACAAAAUAACAAACAAAAAAAAAAACAUAGAAUAAGCUUUCUAAUUCAUUUCAACUUAUAAGUUCAAAUUUAAAAUAAGUUUCUAAUUUUCCCACAAAAUGCAGCAAAAAACUUUGAUUGACAAUUUAUUCCAUUUUUGUUCAAAUAAAAACAAAUUAACACUUUUUUUGUAUAA
Episyrphus balteatus (marmalade hoverfly) is the source of this 694-nucleotide messenger RNA. It is a transcript of the gene Ssk, whose product is annotated as protein snakeskin. The transcript is spliced from 4 exons. NCBI's taxonomy places the organism in Eukaryota, Metazoa, Arthropoda, Insecta, Diptera, Syrphidae. The record is from RefSeq and is a predicted model, not a curated record. Gene Ontology annotation, biological process: septate junction assembly. Bases 15 to 500 code for a protein of 161 amino acids.